AUGGCAACGACGAAGAACUUCACAGGCACCGAGCCCGUCGACCAGUUCCCGCCCGAGGUAACACAGAAGAUCGACGACGACGACCUCACGCAGCGUGAGGCGCAGCGCAACCCUGCGCGCGAGCCCGGCGCAAACAAGCGCGCGGGCGCGGCGACGCGAGACCCUGCAGCAUUCGACACGAAGGGCCGCGGUGCGUCUGGCGACCCGAAGCCUGUGAGAGAUCCUGUUAUGUAA
This is a messenger RNA of Postia placenta MAD-698-R-SB12, 234 nucleotides long. RefSeq lists its product as hypothetical. Lineage: Eukaryota; Fungi; Basidiomycota; Agaricomycetes; Polyporales; Adustoporiaceae. Bases 1 to 234 code for a protein of 77 amino acids. The record is from RefSeq and is a predicted model, not a curated record. The transcript has 3 exons.